Molecule: messenger RNA, 4148 nt
Organism: Urocitellus parryii (Arctic ground squirrel)
Lineage: Eukaryota; Metazoa; Chordata; Mammalia; Rodentia; Sciuridae
Source: RefSeq, a predicted model, not a curated record
GCAGGGGCUGCGGCUGCCACGUUGGAGCGGAACGUGGAGGUGGCCCUGGGCAGGGGAGGAGGGGCGGCGGCGAAUCCUGAGAGUCUGACCGGCGCGGUGCUAACGCAGAACCGGUCGCUGAGGGUCCCGGGCAGUUGUGUCCGCCUGUUGCCUUCUGUCCUCUUCGACCGCCAUCGGGCCUUGAAGUUGUGCCCAGGAAGCUAGGACCCCGGCCUGGGUCUCUGUUGGCUCUGCCAGCCUGAGGCCCGGUCUCCGGUGACUACGCGCCCCUGGUCUUGGUUUCGGGCCCAACGGGACAACGUCAGGCUUCGAGACUCCUUCGGUGUUCUUGCCCGUCAACAGCCGCCGACGAGUCCAACGUCUAGCACCAGUUCCCCAGAGGAUUACGACAGGGUUUCCUGCCGGGCAUUCUCAGCCGGGUUGGUACCUGGAGUUUGAGGUUAGGAGACCUUCGGACCCAGUGCACAAAGAGGAUGAAGUUAAAAGAGGUAGAUCGCACAGCCAUGCAGGCAUGGAGCCCUGCCCAGAACCACCCCAUUUACCUAGCUACAGGAACAUCUGCUCAGCAGUUGGAUGCAACAUUUAGUACCAAUGCUUCCCUUGAGAUAUUUGAAUUAGAUCUUUCAGAUCCAUCCUUGGAUAUGAAAUCUUGUGCUACUUUCUCUUCUCACAGGUACCACAAGUUGAUUUGGGGGCCUCAUAAGAUGGAUUCCAAAGGAGAUGUCUCUGGAGUUCUGAUUGCAGGUGGUGAAAAUGGAAAUAUUAUUCUUUAUGAUCCUUCUAAAAUUAUAGCUGGAGACAAGGAAGUUGUGAUUGCCCAGAAUAAUAAACAUACUGGUCCAGUGCGAGCAUUGGAUGUGAACAUUUUUCAGACUAAUCUGGUAGCUUCUGGUGCUAAUGAAUCUGAAAUCUACAUUUGGGAUCUAAACAACUUUGCAACUCCAAUGACACCAGGAGCCAAAACACAGCCCCCAGAAGAUAUCAGCUGCAUUUCAUGGAACAGACAAGUUCAGCAUAUUUUAGCAUCAGCCAGUCCCAGUGGCAGGGCCACUGUAUGGGAUCUUAGAAAAAAUGAACCAAUCAUCAAAGUCAGUGAUCAUAGCAACAGGAUGCAUUGCUCUGGAUUGGCAUGGCAUCCUGAUGUUGCUACUCAGAUGGUCCUUGCUUCUGAGGAUGACAGAUUGCCCGUGAUUCAGAUGUGGGAUCUUCGAUUUGCCUCUACUCCACUCCGUGUCCUGGAAAACCAUGCCAGGGGGAUUUUGGCAAUUGCUUGGAGCAUGGCAGAUCCUGAAUUGUUACUGAGCUGUGGAAAAGAUGCUAAGAUUCUGUGCUCUAACCCAAACACGGGAGAGGUGUUAUAUGAACUUCCCACCAACACACAGUGGUGCUUUGAUAUUCAAUGGUGUCCUCGAAAUCCUGCUCUCUUAUCAGCUGCUUCCUUUGAUGGGCAUAUCAGUGUUUAUUCUAUCAUGGGAGGUAGCACAGAUGGUUUAAGGCAGAAACAAGUUGACAAGCUUUCAUCAUCUUUUGGGAAUCUUGAUCCUUUUGGCACAGGACAGCCGCUUCCUCCAUUACAAAUUCCGCAGCAGACAACUCAACAUAGUAUAGUGCUGCCUCUAAAGAAGCCACCCAAAUGGAUCCGAAGACCUGUUGGUGCUUCCUUCUCAUUUGGAGGCAAACUGGUUACUUUUGAGAAUGUCAAAGUUCAGUCUCAGCAGGGAGCUGAGCAGCAGCAGCAGCAGCAUGUGUUCAUUAGUCAAGUGGUAACAGAAAAGGAAUUUCUUAACCGAUCGGACCAACUACAGCAGGUCAUGCAGUCACAAGGAUUUAUCAGUUACUGCCAGAAAAAAAUUGAUGCUUCUCAGACCGAGUUUGAGAAAAAUGUGUGGUCCUUCUUGAAGGUGAAUUUUGAGGAUGAUUCUCGUGGAAAAUACCUUGAGCUUCUUGGAUAUAGGAAAGAUGAUCUAGGAAAGAAGAUUGCUUUGGCCUUGAACAGAAUGGAUGGAUCUGAUGUGGCUCUUAAAGAUUCUGACCAAGUUACACAGAGUGAUGGGGAGGAGAGUCCUGCUGCUGAAGAGCAGGUCUUGGGAGAGCACAUUAAAGAGGAAAAACAUGAAUAUGAAUUUCUACCCUCCUCUGGGGGAACAUUUAAUAUCUCCAUCAGUGGGGAUAUUGAUGGUUUAAUUACUCAGGCUUUACUGACGGGUAAUUUUGAGAGUGCUGUUGACCUUUGUUUACAUGAUAACCGAAUGGCUGAUGCCAUUAUAUUGGCCAUAGCAGGUGGACAAGAACUCUUGGCUCGAACCCAGAGAAAAUACUUUGCAAAAUCCCAAAGUAAAAUUACCAGGCUCAUCACUGCAGUGGUGAUGAAGAAUUGGAAAGAGAUUGUUCAAUCCUGUGAUCUUAAAAAUUGGAGAGAGGCUUUAGCUGCAGUAUUGACGUAUGCUAAACCAGAUGAAUUUUCAGCCCUGUGUGAUCUUUUGGGAGCCAGGCUUGAAAGUGAAGGAGAUAGCCUCCUGCAGACUCAGGCAUGUUUGUGCUACAUUUGUGCAGGGAAUAUAGAGAAACUAGUUGCAUGUUGGACUAAAGCUCAAGAUGGUAGCAACCCACUGUCCCUUCAGGAUCUAAUCGAGAAAGUUGUCAUCCUGCGGAAAGCUGUACAACUCACGCAAGCCAUGGACACUAAUACUGUAGGAGUUCUCUUGGCUGAAAAGAUGAGUCAGUAUGCCAAUUUGUUAGCAGCCCAGGGCAGUAUUGCCGCAGCCUUGGCUUUUCUUCCUGACAACACCACCCAGCCAAACAUUGUGCAGCUUCGCAACAGACUUUGUAGAGCACAAGGAGAGCCUAUACCAGGACAGGAAUCACCUAAAAUUCCUUACGAGAGGCAGCAGCUAUCUAAGGGCAGGCCUGGACCAAUUGCUGGCCACCCACAGAUGCAAAGAGUUCAAACUCAACAAUAUUAUCCCCAUGUGAGUAAUAUGAUAGGUUCAAUUUCAUUUUCUUUCUUUCRGGAUUCUAAAGGAAAAUGUCCUCUAUUUAUUCUAGGUCCUCAGAAUGGUUGGAAUGAUCCUCCAGCUUUGAACAGAGUACCCAAGAAGAAGAAGAUGCCUGAAAACUUCACGCCUCCUGUACCCAUCACAUCGCCAAUCAUGAAUCCUUUGGGUGACCCCCAGUCACAGAUGCUGCAGCAGCAACCUUCAGCUCCAGUACCACUGUCAAACCAAGCUUCUUUCCCACAGCCACAUCUUGCAGGUGGCCAGCACUUCCAUGGUAUACAGCAACCUCUUGGUCAGACAGGCAUGCCACCAGCUUUCUCAAAGCCCAAUAUUGAAGGUGCUCCAGGGGCUCCAAUUGGAAAUACCAUCCAGCAUGUGCAGUCAUUGCCAACAGAAAAAAUUACUAAGAAACCUAUUCCAGAUGAGCACCUCAUUCUAAAGACCACAUUUGAGGAUCUUAUUCAGCGCUGCCUCUCUUCAGCCACAGAUCCUCAAACCAAGAGGAAACUAGAUGAUGCCAGCAAACGUUUGGAGUUUCUAUAUGAUAAACUUAGGGAACAAACACUUUCACCAACAAUCAUCAAUGGUUUACACAACAUUGCAAGGAGCAUUGAAACUCGAAACUACUCAGAAGGUUUGACCAUCCAUACCCACAUAGUUAGCACCAGCAACUUCAGUGAGACCUCUGCUUUCAUGCCAGUUCUCAAAGUUGUUCUCACCCAAGCCAAUAAGCUUGGUGUCUAAAAAGACAGCUUCACUCCCAGCCAAUUUUGCCACUUUUCCAAAGAAACAUGUUAAGAAAAAUAUUGUAAGACAUGGACCAAUCCUCAUUAGCAUGUUUCCAUAGCAGCCAGUCAGGAACAUUUAUAUUAUUUCUGCAGAUAUACUCACUUUAAAACUGCUCAAAACCUUGGUGCUUUCUUUUGUUUUAAUCUUUUGUUGCACAUUAUGAUUUUCCUAUUCUGCAAAUAGUGUAUUUCCUGGAUUACACAUAGUAUGGUUUUCUGAGGUAUUCUGACAGAAUGUGGUUUUUAAACCUUACUCUUUUUAGAAAAAUUGCAUCUGGUUAUGCAUAAAGCAAAGCUAAAACUAAAUUUCUUUCAUGUCCUCCCUACUUUGUCCAUGUCGAUCAGAUUAAAGUGUGUAAUCCUA